Molecule: messenger RNA, 354 nt
Organism: Notodromas monacha
Lineage: Eukaryota; Metazoa; Arthropoda; Ostracoda; Podocopida; Cyprididae
Source: the annotation of a GenBank genome assembly
CCAAUUCCACUCGGAGCAGAUUUGCAAAACCAUUUGUUCCCUGGAGAAAAGAAGUGCAGAUAUUCCUGCCUGGUGGCUGAAAAUUCAGCAGGAGACUUGAUUGGGUUCACACUAUAUUAUCCAGCUUGGAGUUUCAUGGGUCAUUCCUAUUAUAUUGAGGAUCUCUACGUGCAACCAUCCUCAAGAAGAACUGGAGUCGGACUGAAAAUUUUCAAAGAAAUAGCUAAGGACGCAAUUGAAAAUAAUGCGAAAAAGCUUUUCUUCUCUGUCCUCAACUGGAAUGAGCCAGCUAUCAAUUUUUACAAGAAGCUGGGUGCUCUCGAUUACACUGCGGAUAUGACCCUGGAUAUCUAC